AGCUCUGAACCUCUCAGAGCCUCCCAUCUAGGUCCGCAGGAGGCGGUAGCAUUUCUCUUUGUGGCUUUGCUCCAUACAGCUGUCAGUAGGUUUUGCAGCGAACUUCCAGAUCAUGAAGUUCCGCGUUUUUCUGCUCGUGUCCGUUUUGUUUUUAAGCGCCACCGCGGAUCUACAAGCACCCGAGGUCCAAAUAAGGCUUGGCAGAUUGAAAGGUCAGUAUGUGAGCGUAAAAGGGAAGGAGACCGGCGUUCAUGCCUUCCUGGGCAUCCCCUUUGCUAAGCCUCCCCUCGGCCCCACCCUGAGACUGGCCGCACCUCAGCCUGCAGAGGGAUGGCAAGGACUGAGAGACGCCACAAAGCAACCCAACAUGUGCAUUCAAGAUAUGGACUUUGUUGACAUUUUGUUUGAAAAACUCAGUGGAAUGAAGACAGAAACCCCAGAUAUUUCUGAAGACUGUCUGUAUCUCAACAUUUACACCCCUGCAAACAGAGCUCCUGAUGCCAAGCUCCCUGUCAUGGUGUGGAUCCACGGUGGAGGCUUUUCGAUUGGGUCUGCUUCAAUGUUUGAUGGUUCUGCUCUGGCUGCCUACCAAGAUGUGGUUGUGGUUCUGCUCCAGUAUCGAUUGGGCCUUCUGGGUUUUUUCAGCACUGGAGAUGAGCAUGUGUCUGGGAACUUUGGUCUUUUGGACCAGAUCCAAGCCCUGAAGUGGGUCAAGGAGCACAUUCACAACUUUGGCGGAAAUCAGGAUUUGGUCACCAUAUUUGGAGAGUCUGCAGGUGGAGUUAGCGUGUCCCUUCUGCUCCUGUCUCCAUUGUCUCAUGGCCUGUUUCAACAUGCCAUUGCUGAGAGUGGCACAGCUUCAAUGGAUGCAGUUUUUAUGCAUUAUCCUGUUCCAGUAAUGCAGGCCACUGCAAAUGCAUCGGGCUGUAGCCUCGAAAGCUCAGAGAAGAUUGCUAAAUGCAUGAGGAACCUUGGUAUUGAUACCAUAUUGACAUUGGGGAAGGAUCCAAAUUUGAGAUUUGUUGUAAGUAUUGAUGGGCACUUCCUGACCAAACCUGUGCCUGAGCUGCUCCGGAAGCAUGAACUCCUCACUAUACCUUUGAUGACCGGUGUUAAUGAUCAUGAAGGGGGAUUUAUCCUUCCCGAUCAACUCGCUCCUGCAAACUGGACAGAAGGAAUGGACCGAGAGCAGCUUGCAAACAUGUUGUUUUUCUUCUACCCGAUGCCGGAAGAUGGACCUAUCAGAGAGUUCAUUUUAAAUGAAUAUGUUGGAGGUGGUGAAGACCGCAUCAGAAACAGAGAUGGAAUGACUGAGCUGCUUGGAGAUUUCUUUUUUAACAUUCCUGUCAUUAAGAUAGCAAAUGCGCAUAGAGAUGCAGGCGCUGCUGUGUACUUGUAUGAGUAUCAUCACGCUCCCAAGUUCCUUCAGAAAAGAAGGCCCAGCUUUGUUAAAAGUGACCAUGCAGAUGAGAUCUUCUCUGUGCUUGGAUCUUGCUUCACAACGACCCAUGUGAAGCUAAUUGAACCAUGCCCUGAAGAGGAGAAAGUGUUGAGCAAGAUCAUGAUGAGCUACUGGGGCAACUUUGCUCGCACAGGGUCCCCCAAUGGAGAUGGCCUCGUCAACUGGCCUAAAUAUGGAGCAGAAGAAAAGCAUCUGUCUAUUGAUUUAAAGGAGCAGGUACCAGUGCAGUGGCUUCGGAAGGACCGGUUCAUCUUUGUGACUCAGACUCUGGAAAAAAAGAUACAGCAGCAUAGGAAGGAUGUGGAGAACAAUAAAUCACCCGAGGUCCAAACAAGUAAUGGCAGACUGAAAGGUCAGUAUGUGAGCGUAAAGGGGAAGGAGGCCGGCGUCCACGCCUUCCUGGGCGUCCCCUUUGCUAAGCCUCCCCUCGGCCCCACCCUGAGACUGGCCGCACCUCAGCCUGCAGAGGGAUGGCAAGGACUGAGAGACGCCACAAAGCAACCCAACAUGUGUAUUCAAAAUAUGGACUUUGUUGACAAGCUGCUUGAAAAACUCAAAGGCUUAAUAUUGGAAAUCCCAGAUAUUUCUGAAGACUGUCUGUACCUCAACAUUUACAUCCCCUGCAAACAGAGCUCUGAUGCCAAGCUCCCUGUCAUGGUGUGGAUCCACGGUGGAGGCUUUCUUCUUGGGUCCGCAUCAGGGUAUGAUGGUUCUGCUCUGGCUGCAUACCAGGAUGUUGUUGUGGUUCUGAUCCAGUAUCGACUGGGAGUUCUGGGCUUUGUCAGCACUGGAGACGAGCAUUUGCCAGGAAACUUUGGCAUUUUGGACCAGAUCCAAGCCCUGAAGUGGGUCAAGGAGAACAUUCACAGCUUUGGAGGAAACCCAGAUUUGGUCACCAUAUUUGGGGAGUCUGCUGGUGGUGUUAGCGUUUCACUCCUGCUUCUGUCUCCACUGUCUGAUGGCCUGUUCCACCGAGCCAUUGCAGAGAGUGGUACAGCUGCAAUGGAUCUCCUUGUUAUUAAUGAUCCUGUCCCAGCUAUGCAGGCGGUUGCAAACGCAUCAGGAUGUAGCCUGGAGAGCACAGAGAAGAUUGCUGAGUGCAUGAGGAACCUGGACAGGGACACCAUACAGACAGUAGGGAAGGAUCAGAAUUUAAGGUAUCCUGUAAAUGUUGAUGGCCACUUCCUGACUGAGCCCGUGCCUGAGCUGUUCCAGAAGCACAAACUCCUCACUGUGCCAUUUAUGACUGGCAUUAAUAAUCAUGAAGGAGGUUUUGUUCUUUCUGAUCACUAUGCUCCACCAAACUGGACAGAAGGAAUGGAUCAAGAGCUGGUCAGAAACAUCCUGUUCGCCUUUUACCCCCUUCCUGAGCAGGCAGUCAUCAGAGACUUGAUUGUUAAUGAAUACACUGGAUCUGGUGAAGACCGCAUUCGAAACAGAGAUGGAUUUACGGAGCUGCUCGGAGAUUUCUUUUUUACUAUUCCAGCCAUUAAAGCGGCAAAUGCUCACAGAGAUGCAGGCGCCGCUGUGUACUUGUAUGAGUAUCACCACGCUCCCACAAUUCUGCAGAAAAUAAGGCCGAGCUUUGUUAAAUGUGACCAUUCAGAUGAAAUCUUAUCGGUGCUGGGAUUGUGCUUCACAACGACCCAUGUAAAAUUAGCUGAUGCAUGUCCCAAAGAGGAGGAAGAGUUUAGCAGAAUCAUGAUGAACUACUGGGGCAACUUUGCUCGCACAGGGUCUCCUAAUGGCGAUGGCCUCGUCAACUGGCCCAAGUAUGGAGAGGAGGAAAAGUACCUGUCCCUUGAUUUGAAGGAGCAGGUGUCUGGUCACUCCCUCAAGAAGGACCGGUUUGUCUUCCUGACCCAAACUCUGCCAGAGAAGAUCAAGAAGCUUGAGGAGAAAGUGGAGCACAGCGAGCUGUAGUGCAGACUUAUGGAGAUUUAAAAACAGUGCAAGAGUGAAACGAUCUUUUAGCUAGUAGGUUGUCAUUUUAAAGGCACCUACCUACUGUCGAUACUGAUUUUGCUGGGAUUUUGUUUUUUACAGGAUUCCUCUACAUUUCCUCUUCUAAAGUUUUUUGUUUUAUAAUUAUUUCUGUAUGUUUUUCUCUCUUCCAAGGUUCUAUUAAAUUCUUUUACAUGAGAAAUUUGAUUAUGCAGCGUCUACUUUGAAAAUUCUCAUGAUGCAUGUAUUUACAUUGCCUGUAUGUUAGACAAACUGUAAGGGUGUAACUGUAAACAGAUUCAACUUCUGUUUCUUUGUAUUUGCAAUGGAAACCCCUUACAUUAUGAUGCUUAAUAGUCACUGGGUGAAAGUACAGUAAUGUAAACAAUUGUUUUUGUACUUAACUGCUCAAGAUCACCAAAAAAGAUCAAGUAAAUAAAGAAAACAGUGAAAACUGUUUUAAAUCUC
This is a messenger RNA of Xiphophorus hellerii (green swordtail), 3874 nucleotides long. RefSeq names its product carboxylesterase 2b (gene ces2b). Gene Ontology annotation, molecular function: hydrolase activity. The record is from RefSeq and is a predicted model, not a curated record. Lineage: Eukaryota; Metazoa; Chordata; Actinopteri; Cyprinodontiformes; Poeciliidae.